Acipenser ruthenus (sterlet) is the source of this 1541-nucleotide messenger RNA. RefSeq lists its product as uncharacterized. The transcript is spliced from 10 exons. Bases 39 to 1532 code for a protein of 497 amino acids. Lineage: Eukaryota; Metazoa; Chordata; Actinopteri; Acipenseriformes; Acipenseridae. The record is from RefSeq and is a predicted model, not a curated record.
CCCCCCGGAGUGACAGGGCAUUUCUGAGCAUCGCAACGAUGUGCAGACUGACAGUCUUCAUUGUGGCUGUCUGUGCAUUGAUGGUGGGUCUCUCAGUCUGCUGCCCCCCAAGAAGAUACCACGUCAGCAGAGAUACAAAGACCUGGGACCAAGCUCGUCAAUACUGUCAAAGUAAUUUCAUUGAUCUGGUUAGUGUUCCCAGUGAAGAGGAAAUGCUGGCAGUCAAGGCACUGAUUUCCCGGCUCUCAGAUUACACGUUUUGGUUGGGUCUGCGCAGAAACACAGUCAGCUCGCCUUGGGAAUGGUCAACCGGUGUGGCCUUUCAAUACAGCAAAUGGCUGAGUUGGGAACCAGAUGCUAAUGGAGAUUGUGGAGUCAUGAUUCCCACCGGAGAGUGGGGAGCUGAACCUUGUGGUAACCCUCAGUGCUUCGUCUGUAUGGCAGGACCUUCUGCGCUGUGCGGUCAGAGGGAGUACUUCCUGGUUGACACAGUGAAGAAUGCGGAUGAAGCCAGAGAACACUGCAGAUCUCUGUACACAGACCUGGUGAGCAUCACAAGCCAAGACGUGCUCCUGGAUAUCGAACAGCUGAUGAACAAAGACACUUCCAAUAUCGACUACUGGAUAGGACUGAGGAGGGACGGUGGGUCUUGGGGCUGGGGAAAUGGGGAAACCUUCAGCUACAGCAACUGGGGAGAGACAUGGAGCACUUCAGACUGUGUGACGCUCAAGACCUCUCAUUGGAAUUUUGGGGCAUGGCAGGUGAACAACUGCAAUGACAACAACAAGUUCAUCUGUUACAAAGAUCUACAGAACCCCACCACUGUUCAGUCUGGCUCUAAGAGCUCUCCAACCACCCGGCCAGCCUCUUCUCAAAUACAAUCCAAGCAGCCUUCCACGAUGGGCAGCACCUCUCCUCCAGCAGCAGCGGAUCCACAUGACACCACCAUUGUUCAGUUUGACUCUUCCCAAACAGAAGAUGGAGAACAACAAUCCCAGCAUCCUUCCACGAUGGCCAGCCCCUCUCCUCCUGCAGCAGCGGAUCCACAGGACACCACCACUGUUCAGUCUGACUCUCAGAGCUCUCCAACCACCCGGCCAGCCGCUUCCCAAACACCAGAUGGAGGAGAACAAUCCCAGCAGCCUUCCACGAUGGACGGCACCUCUCCUCAAGCCAGCUCCCCUGGGCACUCUGGAACUUCACCUGCAGCAGAAGAUCCUAAACCCUCAAGCCCACCUUCUACACCGGUCUCUAAAGAUCCAAACCCCUCCGACCCUCCUUCCACUCCAGUCUCUAAAGAUAACAUGGCAAUCGGAAGGGUCAAACUUACUGCACCAAAAGGAAUGAAUCUUGAAGACCCCAAAGUGAGCGAAGCCAUUUUAGAGCAGAUUCGGGAGCACCUCUCCCAGACGUUUCCGAUGGACGGCAUGAAGAUGCGCUGGAGAAAACAAGAUGGAGAGAUUUUCCACAAGGAUGUGGGAGAGGAGGAGGAGGAAGAUGAGGAAGAUGAAGAAAAGUGCUCUGAUCUGUGAGAUACCAGG